CUGCAACAUUCAAUUCAUUGCAUCCUCCUUCAUCAAAAUCAGCAUGUCAGGCAACAUAUUCACUUUUCAGGAUUACAAAUCCACACCGGACCCCUUUUAUGAAUUGAAUGCAGAAUGUUUACAACCAUCUCCCGUUCCCAUAAUUAUAGAUAAUGGCUCUUUUCAAACGCGAGCAGGAUGGGCAUGCGAUUCUGGUGAACUUUCAGCACCGAGACUUCAAUUCAAAUCCGUGGCGGCCAGAAGUCGUGGAGCGGCGAGGAGCGAAACUCAGAUCGGCAAUGAUAUCCCAAAUCUCGAACCGCUCCGCUGGCUGCUUAAAAGUCAGUUUGAUCGCAAUGUGGUCGUUAAUUUUGAGAUUCAGGAACUGAUGCUCGACCAUGUUUUCGCGCAUCUGGGUAUUGCUACAGAGGGUCGAGUGGAGCACCCAAUGGUUGUAACCGAAGCUCCUUGCAACCCGCUGCACUGCCGCCAAAUGAUGUCCGAGCUUCUGUUUGAGUGCUAUGGUGUCCCACAAGUUAGCUACGGCAUCGACAGUUUAUAUAGCUUCUACCUGAACAACAAACAGCGAGGUGUGGACGGGCCUAUGACGGGACUGGUCAUCUCUUCUGGUUACCACUGCUCUCACGUGCUACCAGUCAUUAACGGCAGGCUGGAUGCGGUUAACUGCAAGAGGAUGAACGUGGGCGGCAGUCAUGCAGCCGGUUACCUCCAGCGGCUGCUGCAGCUGAAGUAUCCGGGCCAGCUGCCUGCCCUCACCCUCAGCCGCAUGGAGGAGCUGCUGCACCAACACAGCUACAUCGCUGCAGACUACCAGCAAGAGCUGGAGAAGUGGCGCAGCCCCGAGUUCUACGACAAGGAGGUGCAUCGUAUCCAGCUGCCCUUCUCGGCCAAGCAGGCGGGCGCCGCGGGGGCGGGAGCUGAGGAGCGGCAGGAGAGGAGAGCCAAUCAGCUGCGUCGAUUACAGGAGAUCAACGCACGCCGCCGCGAGGAGAAGAUACAGCAGGACCAGGAGCGACUGGACAACCUGUUGGCAAUACAGGAGCUGUUGGAGGAGGGGCUGCUGGACCAGUUCCAGAGGCGUCUGGUGGAGCUGAACAUGGACUCCGCGGAGGAGCUGCAGUCCUACAUCCACAAGCUGGGCAUGAACCUGGAGAUCAACCGCCAACGCAGCCUGCAGGAGGCAGCAGAGAGCAGGGCCGAGGCUUUAGAGCUGGAGCAGUCCAUGGAGGAGGGGGAUGGGGGAGGAGAAGGUGACUCGGAGCAGAGGGAGGACAGCAGUGAGGCGGAGAGACCACUCACCACGUCCCAGCCGGCGAUGAAGUUGGCAGAGUACCACCAGCUGUUUGUGGGCACAGAGAGGCUGAGGGCUCCAGAGAUCGCCUUCCAGCCCUCCAUGAUCGGAGAGGACCAGAUGGGGCUCAUCGAGACGGUGCAGUUUGUGCUGGACAGAUAUACUCCAGAGCAGCAGGGGGCUCUGGUGGAGAAUGUCUUCCUGACAGGAGGGAACCUGCUGUAUCCGGGUGUGCAGGACCGCAUACAGAGAGAGAUGCUGGCCAUCAGACCUUUCCAGUCAUAUUUUAAGGUGCGCCUGGCGUCCCGGCCUGCGGUGGACGGCUGGUACGGGGCGCGGGAGUGGGCCCUGCACAACCCCCCCAGCAGCAGCCCUGGUGGAGCAGCAGCAGCAGCAGCAGCAGGGUGGAUCAGCAGGCAGGACUACGAGGAGAAGGGGGGAGAGUACCUGAGCGAACACUGCGCCUCCAACCUCUUCAUCCCCAUGGCCAUCAGUAGACCCACGCCCAGAGCCAGCGAAGCCAGCUCGGCCACGGAGGGGACAUCAGCUACCAGCACUGAGGCAGCUGCUGUCGGUGGACAAACUUCUGCUGGAGCCGGAGUUGAGAUCAUGGACACGACGACGAUGUCAUCAGUGACGUGUGACACUAGUGUGUCGCUUACAGACACCGCCAAGAAGUCAUCUUCCACAACAAAAACACAAGCACUCUUGACUUCAUGAUUUGUAGUACAGCAAAAUGUUGCCAUCCCUCUGCAGCGGGCAGUAGCACACCAUGUAAGGGUCAGUAGAUGACCAGAACAUGAACAGUUAUUGGGUGCAUGUGUAUGUUGUAAGGCUACAUAUCGCUACACUGCCCUAGAAACGCAAAGUGCUGUAACUAUGUCUACACCAACACUGCGUGUGCCACAAGGAUACUCGUCCCUACACUUUGGCGCCAUUAUUCAUCGGUGCCUGAAAAAAUACACCCCACCCACCCAUUUUUGACACCUGAUGCAAGUUACAUGCAUCAUCAUUUCGCGAAAUACUUGCGUCACACAUGGUAUUUUUUACACAUACCAUACCUAGCUCACGUUGACUAUGUUAGCAGCCUACAAUGUAAAUGGAAUGCUGUAGUACACACCUAGUGGUACAGGUGGACACAUAGUGGAUAGUAGUGUUGUGAUUACUGCAGAGGCACCCAGCAGUGCUCUGGGAAGGUGUGUCUACUACGAGUAGCUCCUUCUGUCCUCAUGGAUCUUCACAGCACUCUUGCUGAUGUACUUCAUUACUUAAAAAAAAUAUUUUAUGUAUUUUUCUAAAUAAAAAUGUUGUUGUUUUGUUCAUCA
Engraulis encrasicolus (European anchovy) is the source of this 2616-nucleotide messenger RNA. It is a transcript of the gene actr5, whose product is annotated as actin related protein 5. Bases 44 to 2011 code for a protein of 655 amino acids. Gene Ontology annotation, cellular component: cytoplasm; Ino80 complex. NCBI's taxonomy places the organism in Eukaryota, Metazoa, Chordata, Actinopteri, Clupeiformes, Engraulidae. The record is from RefSeq and is a predicted model, not a curated record. Gene Ontology annotation, biological process: regulation of DNA-templated transcription. The transcript is spliced from 9 exons.